Messenger RNA from Aspergillus mulundensis, 756 nucleotides. Its product is annotated as CIA30 family protein. The coding region runs from base 1 to 756 and encodes 251 amino acids. Gene Ontology annotation, biological process: NADH dehydrogenase complex assembly. The record is from RefSeq and is a predicted model, not a curated record. Lineage: Eukaryota; Fungi; Ascomycota; Eurotiomycetes; Eurotiales; Aspergillaceae. The transcript has 2 exons.
AUGGCCAGCUCACGAAUGUACCUCUUCGGAGGCCCUCAUCCCUGGUCGCCAAACGACUGGACCUCGCAAGACGACCGCGUCCGCGGCGGCGCCUCAACCUCUUACCUCACCGCAUCCCCCGAUAGUACGUCUGCAUCAUUCACCGGAACCCUCGACAUCAGCACCCUCGGCGGCGCAGGCUUCGCGUCGCAGCGCACAACGGUCGAAAAGAGCUGGGAUUUGUCGGCGUAUGACGGGUUAGAGCUGGAUAUCGACGCCACGAACUCGGAUGGGAAGAAAUACACGCUUAUUUUGAAGGAUGCGAAGGGGAUUCUCCCGCCUAGGGAUGAUGGGCGCGAGAGGAGCGGGUUGAGCUGGGAGGUGGAUUUCGAACCCACCGGUAGGGAUCCGAAGGGGAAGGUUGUGGUUCGGUGGGAGGAUCUGAGACCGACGUAUCGAGGGAAGGAGGUUGGGGAUGUGGAAAAGUUGGAUUUGAGGGACAUCAAGAGGUUUAGUCUUAUGAUGCGGAGGUUUGUUCUCCUUUCUGCAUUCCUUGCUAUCGAUGCUAAUGUGGUUGGCAGUUUCUUUGGGACGCAGGAGGGCGAGUUCAGACUGGCGAUUGUCUCCAUUGCUGCUUGGAAGGAUGAGGAGAAGGAUGGUCUCGAGAAGAAGGGGGGGAUCGUUGUUGAGACCAAGGAGACGAUUGACGAUGAUGAGAGCUGGAGUGUCUUCGGGGACCUCGACAACUCGCAGCCAGCCUGCUGUGUGAUUUUAUAG